Molecule: messenger RNA, 1934 nt
Organism: Panicum hallii
Lineage: Eukaryota; Viridiplantae; Streptophyta; Magnoliopsida; Poales; Poaceae
Product: probable polyol transporter 4
Exons: 3
Coding region: 119-1699 (526 amino acids)
Biological process (GO): transmembrane transport
Cellular component (GO): membrane
Molecular function (GO): myo-inositol:proton symporter activity
Source: RefSeq, a predicted model, not a curated record
UCUCUUUUCCUCGCCUCCUUCCUCAGAUCCAUUGCUACUCUUCCCGUUACCCGGCCUUGCCUUGCCUGCCGGGUUUCUCGGAGGAGACGGCGAGGACGGGCUGAGUAAGCUAGAGGUGAUGGGGGCCGAGGUGGCGGCUGGCGGCGGCAACCUCCCGGGUUUCUUGGGGAGGAAGAGCAGGUACGCGCGCAUGGACGACGUGCUCCCGCCGGAGCCCGAAGACGUCGGCGUCGUCCGUGUUCGCGGCGGAGGCGGCGGCAGCAGCCGGAGAUACGUCUUUGCCUGCUCGGUCUUCGCGUCGCUCAACCAUGUCCUGCUCGGCUACGACGUGGGUGUGAUGAGCGGCUGCAUUAUCUUCAUCCAGAAGGACCUCCAUAUCACCGAGGUGCAGCAAGAAGUGCUAGUCGGGUGCCUCAGCUUCAUCUCCCUCCUCGGCAGUCUAGCCGCCGGCAGAACAUCGGAUGUCAUAGGCCGCAAGUGGACCAUCGGCCUCGCCGCCGCCGUGUUCCAGGCCGGUGCGGCCAUCAUGACGUUCGCGCCGUCCUUUGCUGUGCUCAUGACGGGGCGGCUGCUGGCCGGCAUCGGCAUCGGAAUCGGCAUCAUGGUCGCGCCCGUGUACAUCUCGGAGAUCUCGCCGGCGACGCUGCGGGGCACCCUCGCGUCCUUCCCCGAGAUCUUCAUCAGCUUCGGAAUCCUCCUCGGCUACGUCUCCAACCUUGUAUUCGCGGGCCUGCCCGACCACAUCAAUUGGCGGGUCAUGCUCGGCGCCGGCAUCCUCCCCUCCAUCUCCAUCGCGUUCGUGCUGCUGGUCAUCCCGGAGUCACCGCGGUGGCUGGUCAUGCAGAGCCGGGCUGGCGACGCGCGUGCGGUUCUUGCCAAGGUCUCGGACAGUGAGGAAGAGGCGCAGGAGAGGCUGGCCGAGAUUGAGGAGGCCGCGCGUGUCACUGCUUCAGACAAGGCAGCGUGGCGGGAGCUCCUGAGGCCGUCGCCAGUGGUCCGCCGGAUGCUGAUCACCGGACUGGGCGUCCAGUUCUUCCAGCAGGCCACCGGCAUCGACGCGCUGGUGUACUACAGCCCCACCAUAUUCCGGGACUCCGGCAUCACGACGGAGAGCCAGCUCCUCGCCGCCACCGUCGCGGUGGGGUUCUCCAAGGUGGCGUUCAUCGUGAUCGCCAUCGUCCUGGUCGACCACGUCGGCCGCAAGCCGCUCCUGUACAUCAGCACGAUCGGCAUCACCGUGUGCCUGGCCGUGCUGGCGGCGUCGCUGUCCCUGCUCGUGCGCGGCGCGCUGCCGAGCGGCGUCGCGAUCGGGCUCGCCAUCCUGACGGUGUGCGGCUUCGUGGCGUUCUUCUCGGUGGGGAUCGGGCCCAUCAACAUGGUGCUGAGCUCGGAGAUCUACCCGCUGCGGCUGCGCGCGCAGGCCGUGGGCAUCGGCUUUGCCCUGAACCGGAUGGCCAGCGGCGGCGUGGCCAUGUCGUUCCUGUCCAUCUGCCGUGCCGCGACCGUCGCCGGCGCGUUCGCUGCAUUCGCGGUCAUCUCGGCACUGUCGGUGGUGUUUGUGCACCUGUUCGUGCCGGAGACAAGCGGCAAGACGUUGGAGCAGAUAGAGUCCCUGUUUGGUGGCGGUGUUGUGACGUCCGGUGAGGUGGAGCUCGGCGAUGCCGAGCGUCUUGAGCACAAGAGACUAGUAACGCACUGAUGAGCGUUGCUGUAAUCAACAUUGGACGUUUGGUUGCUGCUUAUAACGGCCGGAUCCAGGACGCGGCAGCUUUCCUCUGUAGGCUCAUUCGUUGUAGACACUUGCAGAGAUUAUAACAACAUUAUUUUUUCUUUUCUUUUCUUUUCUGAAGGCAUUGUAUUCUUUGUUCUUUCCCAAUAUUAGAAGAAAAGGUGGUUUUUAAUGCACAUUUUAACCAUGGUCACAGUUUCAUUUA